Cokeromyces recurvatus is the source of this 979-nucleotide messenger RNA. RefSeq lists its product as uncharacterized. Bases 116 to 973 code for a protein of 285 amino acids. The transcript is spliced from 2 exons. The record is from RefSeq and is a predicted model, not a curated record. Lineage: Eukaryota; Fungi; Mucoromycota; Mucoromycetes; Mucorales; Mucoraceae.
AUACAUAAACGUAUCACAUUUAACCCCUUUAUUUUAUUGUUUAAUAAUAAUAACAAACAAAAAAUAAAAUGAAUUCCUCUGUUCUUUCUUCUUGUUUUAUUUUUUUUUUUUACUUAUGUUAAGAGUCUAUUCAAUACUUUAUUUGGAAAGCAUUUGGUCAAGACCCAAAGCCAUUCAAAACGAUCCACCACCAAAGCAAAAGUCAUCUUCUUUUAUUAUAAAUAAUGAUAACAGAAGUGAAUCUAGUCUCUCACAAGAAGAAGUUUUCUUAAAUGAUGACCAUCUACAACCUAUUAAAGAUAAGCAUAAACAGGCUUUGAGCACAGAUGAAUCAAAUAGCAUCUGUAAUAAAAUACAAACAACUCCAUCAUUACAAAAAGAGAAUGAUCUUGUUUCUAUCAUUGCUACAAACCAUUCGUCUGACGAAACUCUAUUUCUGCAUCAAGAAUUUUCGACUGUAUUAUUAUGUCCUCCUGAAAUGAAAGCAAGCAUUAAACAACCACCAUCACCACCACCCUCACUGCAGCAGCAGCAGCAGCAACAACAACAACAACAACAAGAACAACAAGAAUCAAUUCAUCUUUUCAACAAAUCUCAAGAAAAUGAGCAACAAGAAACAAAACUGUUACCUUAUUCUCAAAUAGAUACUUGGGUUCAAAAAGAAGAGGAGUUACUAUUACUCACUAACAACGACACACAUCCUCAUUCAAAAGGGAUUUUUUCACCUAAACGUAUUUUAUACAAAGCUAAAUCAAGUUUGAUGAUGGAAGAGAAUGUAUUCAACAAGAUCAAGAGAAAGUCAAGUCACUUUUUAUUAGAUCACAAAAGAGAAAAGAAUGAUAACGAUUUGUUUACUACAAGAAGAAGAAUCCUUUCUUCUCUAAAGCUUAACAAUUCAUCAACAGAUUCUUUAAAAAGAAAGUCUUUUCUAUCUUUAACAACUGAUAAAGGAAAGUUAUUUACAAAAAAAUGAAAAACA